Messenger RNA from Arabidopsis arenosa, 1672 nucleotides. The record is from the annotation of a GenBank genome assembly. NCBI's taxonomy places the organism in Eukaryota, Viridiplantae, Streptophyta, Magnoliopsida, Brassicales, Brassicaceae.
GUCAGUUUCUUCGAAUAGGGUUCUCUUUUCCGCGUUAGGGAUUCAAUUCCGUAUCUGGGUUUUUGAAUUCUGACUUGGAUUCAUCUGAUUUCGUUGAAAAUUCUCCAUCUUUGGGUUUCGUUGAUUCUAGGAUUUCGAAAAGAUAUCAUUUUUGGUUGUUGCAGAUAAUGGUGAAAGCAGUGGUUGGUGAAGAUACUAGACUUACUUCUGUUGAAGAUCGUCUCUCUCACUCAGCUAUUCCUGCUGAGGUGGGUCUUGUGAUAGGGAAGCUUAGCUCUGUUCUGGAUCGUGGAUUUGUGUUUGAUUUGAUUCCCACACCGAAACAUGCCCGACAGGUAUCGAGAAUGUUGUUGGGUGGGAUGACGGUUGGUGGUAUCUAUGUAUGGGCUAGUGACACUUCUUUUAAGAAUUCUACAAUGAUUCUUUGCCAGGCUAUAAAAGCAGUUUCGGAUGCAAUACGACAUUUGGAUCCUAGCUUGAAUGAAGCUCUUCUUAUUCACAUAUGUUACAGUCCGAGGAGAUGGAAUUGCCGAACUUGUUUGUUGAGCUCAAGUAUUACAUCAAGUAGUCUUCGACCUUGUGACUUUAAGCUAGGAAAGGUAUUAAGUUCUCUACAGAGGUUUAGGUGCAGCUACAGCUUUAAUUUCAGAUUACCAAUUUACGGUGAGGGUGGGUCAAGUGCACAAACAUUUACGGAUACCCUCCGUAAAGAACUUGCAGUUCAUGCAAAAGAGCUGAAUAGUGCAAAUGCAAUGAUUGAUGGAGACUUGGUGCAUAACGACGAGCCUUGUACCACGGAUGGCGAACAUGAAAUCGAAUUGUUAUUUCCAUUCAUGAAAGAUAGUCGGGCUGAGGCAUCAACUGCAAAGAAUGUUACUGGAAUUCUACUCUUCAGUGGUUCUGUAUUCUCUUACGCCUAUUUGAACGUGAAAGAACCAGUUUCACAAGCUAUUGCUGAUAUUAAGGCUGACAUUUUUAGGAGUCUGCAAAGUAGACUGGACAUUAUCUGUGAUGAGUCCGAGCAGGAUCUCAAUCCAACUGAUGUUGGUGACAAUGAUGAUGCAGAUGAGAUGUCGAAAAUUCCCAUUUCCAAACUCAUCCUCAAUUCAUCUAAAAAAGCAUGUCAUCUCCGUCUUCCCAGGAGAGUUCUUGUUCCGUGGCUGGCGGGUAUGUACAUCUGCGAUUAUCUACAGCCAUUCGAAUCACUCGAGGUGGUAAAAGAACGGUGUACUGAGUUAAUGUCCAUGGAACAUUCUUCUAUCGACGCAUCAAAGAUAUCAGAAGUGGAAACCGAAACAUCUUUAUUGAUCGCAGAAUCAAUGUGGGACGUGAUAUCUCCUGCGACUUCUGCUUCCAGCUUUUACCUAGGAGGGAAUGUGGAAAGAACAAGGGGUGAAGACGAAAACAAGAGACCGAGUAACGCAAGUACUACAUCUAAUGUCCCGAUUUUGGUCGGGGUUUUCGUGCUUUUACUCUCGAUUGUAUUAGGAUUCAUGCUUUACCAGAGCGAUUAGCAAAUAUUAACAGUCUCUGUUUAGACCAAACCACAAAUGAACUUAUUUUUGUUUCCCGCAUUAGAGUUAUAGAGAGAGACCUUUCUUCUUAUUGGAGAAACUAUACAAAACCUUACCUCUUUUUUCGAGGAUACCUUGAAUCAAUUUUAGUAUGCACU